UUCGUGGUUUGGGCCCAUGACAAUUUGAAUUGCUCAUUCCUUUUCUGAAAGACGCUCGCUCAUGCUGCCAACUUCGGAAAUCGGCCGAAACAAGCUAGAACCUAGAAAUAGAAGAACCAGGAUCAGAGAUCAGUAUCGGCAUAAUGGCUGAUGCUAUGGAUCAAGACCAAGGACCGCCCCAGGGUCCACCGGGUCCACCGACAGGGAAUACGAAUACGUUCACGAAUAAAGAGAAAACGGAAAUGGCAGCCAUGAUGGCCACCAUGGCAGAAAAGAUAUAACAGCUAGAGUUAGCUCUAGGAAAGGCUACAGAGGCCAAGACACCGCAAACAAAAAAAGGACAGGAAUCAGAAACUCCCGAAACCAACGAGAUUCGAGGGAGACAAGAAGAAGUACAAAGUUUGGAGAGCAAAGAUGCAAAACAAGAUUCAAGUGGAUGGACAUCUUGUCGCUCAUGAUCACGUAACCGCAAUUGCCUAUAUCUGUGCCUUCCUCGAUGGAGAACCCGCGCUGUUUGCUACGCAAUGGAGGGACAGGAACACGGCUUCCCAGGAUGUAGAGAAAUUUGUGGCUUUCCUAGAUUCGAGAUAUCGAGACGAAUAUGAGGCUGAACGUGCUUAUUCUCAAUUCGUUCGCCUAAAGCAAGUCAAUAAGCCGUUUCCAGAGUUUAUGAAAGAACACCAACGACUCCAGACCGAGGCUCAGAUGGAUUACCAAGAUGCUCGAACUAAAAUCAACGUUCUCCAAGAAAAGCUGAGCAGUGAGAUGCGACAACUCAUUCUCCCUGCAACUAUCGCGGGUCUUGAUUUCAGCAACUAUGAUAAGUUCGUCGAUAUACUCUAUACGGCCCACUACGCCUCUGAAGCAGCUCACGCUUCAACCUCUCGAUGGGUUCCUAGAAACCACGGAGGUACGUCACGAUCGCAAUACCGACCACCAUCUUCAACGCCUACGGUCCCGACCCCACCGCAAGUCCAAGUCUUAGCGCCCGCACCAUCCCCGGCUAAUCCGGACGCAAUGGAUUGGACAACGCGUGUCACUCAAACGCAAGCUGCUCAGGCCUUGACGCAGAACCGACCGUCGCGCUCCUUACACCCGAAUCCUGACAACCGUCCGAAAGGGCGCCCAAUCAAUUCCAAAGAAUUCCAAGCACGACAAGCCGCAGGAGUCUGUUUCACCUGUGGAAACGCAGGGCAUCGCUCCUUCCAAUGCUACUAUACACCUCCCCCUCGACGAACCCAGACGAGCGGAGUUUUCACGAAUGGAAUUCUUACGGAAAAGCCCCAACCAGUAUUGUUAACUUCCCAGAACAAUGAGUAAGGACAAGCAGAAGAGACGGAAUCGGAAAACGAGAUGCCCUAGCCGAAAGUCGGCGCCUAGGGCCUAAGGAUGGAAAAGUCUACAAUAAGUUGAUAAAUGAAUGGAAUUCAUUUAACAUGGAAGGAACACUUUUUACUAUCCCCGCAUACGUGAACAAGCAACACAACGUCCUUACCCUGAUCGAUAAUGGGUCGCAAUCUUAUAGACUGA
Molecule: messenger RNA, 1530 nt
Organism: Eremomyces bilateralis CBS 781.70
Lineage: Eukaryota; Fungi; Ascomycota; Dothideomycetes; Eremomycetales; Eremomycetaceae
Exons: 2
Coding region: 415-1320 (301 amino acids)
Molecular function (GO): zinc ion binding; nucleic acid binding
Source: RefSeq, a predicted model, not a curated record